Pieris macdunnoughi is the source of this 954-nucleotide messenger RNA. NCBI's taxonomy places the organism in Eukaryota, Metazoa, Arthropoda, Insecta, Lepidoptera, Pieridae. The record is from the annotation of a GenBank genome assembly.
AUGGCUUCAAGUCUUUUUAAUAUAUCGAGGUACAGUCGUUUUAACUUAUCUGAAAGUGAGUCUGACAUUGAAGUUUUUGUUAAAGAAUAUGGAUACCGAAUUAAACGCCAACUUGCGAAUGAACUGGAAGGUUGCCGGUCACAGUUUCCUUCUUUUGUCGAAAGAAAAGUAAAGUCAGAGGAAUUACCUUGGGUCGAAGAAAAUUUUGAUAGAUUUUUUAAAGACUCUCCAAAUGAGUGGCUCCGGAACGUAAAUUAUCUUUCGGAAUUUGGAUUUAUAACUUCCAUGAUCUACACACAAGAUGGAGAUUUUCUUCUUGUUGGACAUUCGACGGGACUAGUUCAGAAACUACGUGGCCGUGACUUUAUUAAAAUGACGGACCACAAAGACAUAAUUCGUGAUUAUGUUGAAAACAUUGAAAAUUAUUACGAAAAUGAAAAAAAUCCUGUAAUAUGGUAUCCCAUGUUCUAUAGGCGUAUUGUAGGGCGUCAAAAUGUUUCGUGGGUAAAAGAAAAUCACGAGAAGUUUAUUAGAAACACUCCAAAUGAGAUUUUAUACAAUCGAUGGUUUGGAAGCGAAAUGGGACCGAUCACAUCUUUAACAUUCUCUCGUAAUGGAUAUUAUAUUAUCGUAGGCCACGCUUCGGGAGCUAUACAGAUGCGACAUGGCAGCACUGGCGUGGUUCUUUGUACACUUCGAAAUAUCCAGUUUCCGCCGAAACCAAUUUACGCUCUUGAAUACAGCCGCUUCGAAGAACGUGUUUGCUACGCGGCGUGCACGGAUGGCGCUGUAUACAGGAUUGAUAUACCCAACUUAGUUGCAUCUACGGAGGACCCACCGCAAUAUUGUAUACGAGCUGACCCAGCACUGGAGUACCUCAACACUCAAUACUAUGGCGCUCCGGGAAUCUCCUCAGCUGCGACCCCUUUUAUUACACGUAUGAGAGUCAUUUAG